AUGUCGACUACUUUUGCCCAGAUCAUAACUCAGUUAAGAAUCCUUAACUUCUUCGUAGUCGUAUGCAUUAACUCUUACUCGCUUUACGAGUGCAUAAUAAAGCUAAGGACUACUAAAAAGAAGCGCUUAAUAAUCGAUAUCAUAGCUAUUCGAGAGUCAUACGAAAAGCGAGAGCUCUUUAAGGAAUCAGCUCCCUUGAGCCUUAAAGAGCAGACAGAAUUCCGAUACUUUAUCAACCGAGUGUUUUGCAAUUGCAAGUACUUUGACGAACGUUACGACCUUACGAAUAUAUAUUCCCAAUCGCUUGGAAGCAAUCCAGCAGCUCGAAUCUUCUUUUUCUUUUUCUUCGUCGUCUUUAUUAAAAAGAAAAAGGGUUUGAUCGCGGCGGUAGAAUCGUUUAAAGCGGUUAACUGCAAAAGUGCUUUUAAGCUUAAUUUUAUCGGUUUCUUAAAGCUUAUAAUAUCUCUUGUCCUUAAUAUUCGCGGAUAUAUCGAUGCUGCGUUUAACGUCGUAAAGCAGUACUAA
Molecule: messenger RNA, 525 nt
Organism: Drepanopeziza brunnea f. sp. 'multigermtubi' MB_m1
Lineage: Eukaryota; Fungi; Ascomycota; Leotiomycetes; Helotiales; Drepanopezizaceae
Source: RefSeq, a predicted model, not a curated record